AUGGCCAACCUCACCAUGGUGACAGAAUUUCUUCUCAUGGACUUUUCCUAUACUUGGGAGCUUCAGAUCUUACAUGCCAUGCUCUUCUUGCUGAUCUACCUGGUGGCUCUGAUGGGGAACCUGCUCAUUUUCACCCUCAUAUCUCUUGAUGAACACCUCCAAUCCCCCAUGUACUUUUUCCUGAAAAACUUAUCCAUUUUAGAUUUUUGCCUAAUUUCUACCACAGUUCCUAAAUCCAUUGCCAAUUCCUUGAGCCACAAUCAUUUCAUUUCUCUGUUGGAAUGCAUUUUACAGCUUUUUUUAGUUAUUUUCUUUGCAUCAUCAGAGCUUUUUAUCCUAACUGUGAUGUCCUAUGAUCGAUAUGUAGCCAUCUGUAAGCCCCUGAACUAUGAAGUCAUCAUGAACAAAAAGGCUUGUGUAAAAAUGGCAGCUGCUUCCUGGUUCACUGGAGGUAUGUUUGGGGUCCUAUAUACAAUUAGUACAUUCACAUUGUCUUUCUGUAGUUCCAAUGAGAUUCAUCAGUUCUUCUGUGAUGUCCCUUCCUUACUCAGAAUUUCUUGUUCUGAUACACAUAUUGCACUUGAUAUAACUACAGCUAUUGGGUUCAGUUUAGGGAUUCUUUGCUGCAUUUCCAUUACUAUUUCUUAUGGUCCCAUUUUUUCAACUGUGCUGAAAAUUCCAACCACAGAGGGUCGGUCAAAAGCCUUUUCCACUUGCCUACCCCACCUCUUUGUUCUUACUCUUUUUAUUACAACUGCAGCCUUAUCUUAUCUAAGUCCACCUUCAGACACUGUCUCAGUUGUAGAUCUGUUGUUGUCUAUGUCCUAUAUAGUGGUGCCCCCAGUCUUGAACCCUAUCAUCUAUAGCCUGAGGAACAAAGAUGUGAAGAAUUCACUAAAGAAGUUCAUAGCAUAA
Antechinus flavipes (yellow-footed antechinus) is the source of this 915-nucleotide messenger RNA. RefSeq names its product olfactory receptor 14A2-like. NCBI's taxonomy places the organism in Eukaryota, Metazoa, Chordata, Mammalia, Dasyuromorphia, Dasyuridae. Gene Ontology annotation, cellular component: membrane. Gene Ontology annotation, molecular function: G protein-coupled receptor activity; olfactory receptor activity; odorant binding. The record is from RefSeq and is a predicted model, not a curated record. Gene Ontology annotation, biological process: G protein-coupled receptor signaling pathway. The transcript has a single exon. Bases 1 to 915 code for a protein of 304 amino acids.